Messenger RNA from Amborella trichopoda, 1641 nucleotides. RefSeq names its product Galactose mutarotase-like superfamily protein. Gene Ontology annotation, molecular function: carbohydrate binding; aldose 1-epimerase activity. The record is from RefSeq and is a predicted model, not a curated record. NCBI's taxonomy places the organism in Eukaryota, Viridiplantae, Streptophyta, Magnoliopsida, Amborellales, Amborellaceae. Gene Ontology annotation, biological process: glucose metabolic process; beta-D-galactose catabolic process via UDP-galactose, Leloir pathway.
AUGAAACAGAUAUGCUCAAUACUAACACAUGCCAUCGAAACCGGCCGGUUUGUUGAGCACCUUCAUUUACCGAAGAUUAGUUAUCGUUACUCCUUAUAUCUCUCUCAUCCUGUGUAUAUUCUCUUUCCAUCUGUGACCCAUCUAUUCAUUGAUGCUUCAUUGCUUUCACUCUCGCAGAAGUCCACAUUCCUGAUAUUGGGUCUCAAAUCAUUUUCUCUCUCUCUGAUAUUGGGUCUUGGUCUCUCUGUCUACUGUGAUUUUUAGUUUAUUUGCUUAUGACCAUGGCAAAAGCCUUGCUGUUUUUCUGCCUUUUCCUUUUUUCUGUGAGCUCUUUUACUCUGUCAAAUGGGGCUAGAGCUGCAAUACAGAGCCCUAGAAAAUAUGCAAAAAUAUAUGAGUUGAAGAAAGGGGACAUGCAAGUGAGGGUUACUAACUGGGGUGCUAUCAUACUCUCUGUUGUGAUCCCUGAUUCAAAAGGAAAGUUGGAUGAUGUUGUGCUUGGAUUUGAAAAACUUGGUUCUUACAUCAAUGACACUACGUACUUUGGAGCCAUAGUUGGGAGGGUUGCGAAUAGGAUCAAGGAUGGUCGAUUUGUAUUGAACGGGCAAGCGUAUAGGCUGUUCAGAAAUGAUGGCAAUAAUACCCUUCAUGGAGGGCACAGAGGCUUUUCCAAGGUUUUCUGGACAAUGAAGGAAAAGCAGGAUGGAGAGUUCCCCUAUAUUACUCUUACUUAUCACAGUUUUGAUGGGGAGCAAGGUUUCCCUGGUGAUCUCGAUGUGUCAGUUACAUACAAACUUGUUGGAGACCUACAGAUUAGCGUCUCAAUGGAAGCAAUCCCAAGAAACAAGCCAACUCCAGUUAACCUAGCCCAACACACUUACUGGAACCUUGCAGGCCAAAACAGUGGCCCCAUUCUUGGUAACACAGUUCAACUAUGGGCCUCUCAAUACACCCCAGUUGACAAAACCCUAAUUCCAACCGGUGAAAUCUUGUCUGUUGGCAACACUCCUUAUGAUUUUCUCCAACCCUACACAGUUGGUAGCCGGAUCAGUGAAGUUGCCAGUGGUUAUGACAUUAACUACGUUCUUUCUUCUUCUAAAGAAAGCAAUGGAUUAAGAAAGGCAGCAAAGGUUACAGAUCACAAGACAGGAAGGGUCCUUGAGCUAUGGACUGAUAAUGUUGGCCUUCAGUUUUAUACAGGCAAUAUGCUGAAUGAUGUGACUGGGGGCAAAGGCGGUUGCGUUUAUGGUAUACAUGAUGCACUUGCUUUGGAGACACAGGGGUUCCCUGACUCUGUUAACCACCCCAACUUUCCUUCUCAGAUUGUGAAUCCUGGUCAGGUUUACAGGCACAACAUGCUGUAUAAGUUCUCAUUUGUGUAGGGGUGUUGUUUCAAAUGGAACCUUUUCGGGUUCGGAUAAAUGUCUUGAGAACAACUUAAGACUAUUUUAGGGGGUUAGGCAUUGCUAGUUUUUCUUGCUCGUUGGUCUCUGGGUUUUUUCCUACCCUUUGAAACUUAUUAUUAUGGCCUACUGGUCUAGAACUCUAUAUGCCUUUAAGGGCCAUGCACAAAAAACCAUUUUAACAAAACUGAAGAAAUAAGCAGUUGAUAUUUUUGCAAUUUAUUGAUAUUCUGGUCAA